Messenger RNA from Vanrija pseudolonga, 909 nucleotides. RefSeq lists its product as uncharacterized. Gene Ontology annotation, molecular function: hydrolase activity, hydrolyzing O-glycosyl compounds. Lineage: Eukaryota; Fungi; Basidiomycota; Tremellomycetes; Trichosporonales; Trichosporonaceae. The transcript has 6 exons. Gene Ontology annotation, biological process: carbohydrate metabolic process. The coding region runs from base 1 to 909 and encodes 302 amino acids. The record is from RefSeq and is a predicted model, not a curated record.
AUGCUCCUCUCCCUCCUCCUCCUGCCCUUCGUGACCGCCACCCUGGCCCCUCUCGACGGCCGCUCACUGUCAGACUGUGUGCCCGGCAGCAUGCGCUGCAACGGCACCGUCCUGUCUCACACGGUCUUUGCGAACGAUGUGCCCCCCAGCGUGGCAGAGCUGGGCGGGUACAACCGCCUCAUACUGUCAUUUUACGAGAGCUCGGGGUACCAGGACUCGCAGAACGUCGUCAACUGGGUCGCUAUGAGCGCGUCCGAUCGGCAGACGCUGCUGGACAGCUACCAUGCCGCCGGGGUCGCACUCAUGCUCGCCGUGUUCGGGGGCACUGACAAACCCACCACCAAUGGCCUCGACCCCACCUCGUUCGCCACAAAGGUCGCGGCAUUCGUCAAGCAGUACGGCUUUGACGGAAUCGAUAUCGACUAUGAAGACUUUGACGCGUUCGAGGGGGGCACUGGCGUGCCGUGGAUCAACACACCCAUCGCCCCGUGGUUCUCGACCUCGAUGUACAAGGACGGCGGGUACACGGCCGUGUACAAGGCCGUGGGCGACAGCCUGAACUGGUUCAACCUCCAGUUCUACAACCAGAACAACUACUACACGAGCUGUGAUCAACUGGUCAAAGACUCGACGGCCACAGGAUACCCCGGCACUUCGCUUGCACAGCUACAGAGCAUGUCGGGCGUGCCGUACGACAAGCUCGUGCUCGGCAAGCCGAUCGACAAGGCCGCCGCCGACGGCGGGUACAUGACCCCCUCUGCGCUCGGGACGUGCGUCGCGCAGGCCAAGCAGAUGGGGUGGAACGGCGGCGUCAUGUUCUGGGAGUGGAUCCCGAAAGAUGUGAGUGGUUCGCAGGAGACGGUUAAGUCGCUGACGGGCAGAAUCCGGCCGAUAUUCUCAAGACGGUGA